GUAUGGGGUUUGUUGGGCAAAAAUAAACAAUUUGUAUUGGUGUCAACCAAGAGCAAAUGGAUCAAUAGAUUAAUGAGAAAAGAAAAAGGAAAAAAGAAAAAGAAUUGAAAUCAUAAUGUUUUCGAAUUUUCUCGAAAGCUUAUACGAGGGAAUCGGAGACGAUGACGCCGCCGACGACGACGACGAGGACAACACGAGCACCCCGAUUUCUUCACCGAAAAGACACGAUUCCGGUAGAAACGCCGUUCGUUUGUCACCGGAAGAAGAAGAGGCUCAGGCGCGCGGGGUUAAAGAUGAUUUGACGGAGCUUGGUCAUACCCUCACGCGUCAAUUUCGCGGUGUUGCUAACUUUCUCGCUCCGUUACCAGAUGGAUCUUCUUCUUCUUCUACCGAUCUAUUGAAUCAUCCCAGAUUGAAUCAAUCGCGGUUUUCAGAUCCUGAAUUGAGCCACUCGCGGUCUUCGGAUCUUAAACUGGAUCAAUCGCGGUUUUCAGAUCAGGACGAGUUGUGUGUUGGAAGUGAUACGCCUGAGACUGGAAUUAGGGUUAGGAGCUGGGAUUUGGAAGAAAAAGGGGUCGAACCUGUGUAUAACGAUCCUGAAGAGGCAGAAGAAGAAGAAGAAGAAGAAGAAGAAGAGGAUGAGGAAACUGAUGAAGAAGAGGAAGAAGAAGAAGAAGAAGAGAUCGCUGCGGUUGCUCUGACCGACGAAGUGUUGGCAUUUGCGAGGAACAUAGCAAUGCAUCCAGAAACUUGGUUGGAUUUUCCUCUUGAUCCCGACGAAGAUCUUGACGAUUUGGAAAUGACUGAUGCUCAAAGAGGUCAUGCUUUAGCUAUUGAGCGUCUUGCUCCGAGGUUAGCUGCAUUGAGAAUUGAGCUUUGUCCAUGCCAUAUGACUGAUGGUUACUUCUGGAAAGUCUAUUUUGUUCUUCUUCUUUCGAGGCUCAAUAAACACGAUGCUCAUCUUUUGUCUUCCCCACAGGUGAUGGAUGCAAGAGCAUUGUGGAUGAAAGAGCUUCAGAAUCAAAACCAUUCUUCAAAAGAAAGUAGAGAGAAGAUUCUUGAAGAAGACAUUUCACCAUCAACGUCAAAUUAUUACAACCAUGCUCCUCCUGAGUUUCUGUCUCCAAGAAUAUAUGCUUUUGAACCUCCUUCGAUAAUGUAUCGCGAUUACGAACACGGGUCAGAAAACGCACAGUUCAUCGAUAAAGCUGUUAUCGAAGAAAUACCAAUCCAGAAGAAUGGCAAAAAUAGUGCAAGCCUUAGCCAAACACCUAAAGAUGUUGAUGAUGAUGAUGAUGAUUGGCCAGAAGAAGAAGAUUCUGCAAAUUCUUGGGCUCCAAUGUUCACAGUAAAUGAGGAUGAUGUUUCUUUCAGUGAUCUAGAAGGAGACGACGAUAUAAGUAGCUUAGCACUCAAGUCUAAGAUUACAUCAAAGAGCACAGAGCAAAAGGAAACAUGAACCAUCCUCUGGCUUGUUGCUUUGCCCUGCCUACCUCACGAAAUGGAAGCAAAUAGAAUUGAACAUAAAGAUGCGUGCUGAGUCAAAUCGUGGAAGUCAUUUGGGUGAGUUUGAUUGUUUGUGGUUUGAUGAUGUUUGCUCUCAAAGAGAAGAAAGAAAGAAAGAAAAAAAGGUUUUGAUUGAAACAUGUACAGAAGAUUUACUUUCAUCACUUCAAUUUCAUUAUAUUGUUCUAUCUAUAUCUCCCUGCCGAUGUAAUGAAGAUAUUGAAAGGCAUUAAGUGAUUAAACUUAGAUGAAAUGUGUUUGGUA
Messenger RNA from Capsella rubella, 1770 nucleotides. RefSeq lists its product as uncharacterized. The record is from RefSeq and is a predicted model, not a curated record. The coding region runs from base 116 to 1459 and encodes 447 amino acids. NCBI's taxonomy places the organism in Eukaryota, Viridiplantae, Streptophyta, Magnoliopsida, Brassicales, Brassicaceae. The transcript has 3 exons.